This is a messenger RNA of Aspergillus glaucus CBS 516.65, 1116 nucleotides long. RefSeq names its product zinc-dependent alcohol dehydrogenase. NCBI's taxonomy places the organism in Eukaryota, Fungi, Ascomycota, Eurotiomycetes, Eurotiales, Aspergillaceae. The record is from RefSeq and is a predicted model, not a curated record. The transcript has 3 exons. Gene Ontology annotation, molecular function: oxidoreductase activity. The coding region runs from base 46 to 1098 and encodes 350 amino acids.
GUCGACCACAGCAACAAGACAGCUUCAACAUUGACAUCCGGAACCAUGUGGGCAGCGCAGCUGGUAAAGUAUAACACGCCCUACGCCCUCUCGACCUUACCCAUCCCCUCAAUCCGGCCCAAUGAACUGCUCGUCCGUGUCUAUGCCGCAGGCUUCUGCCACUCCGACCUCCAAGUUCUCCAGGGCGAGCUCAACAGUCCAUUGCCAAUAAUCCCGUCCCAUGAGCCCGCUGGAGUGAUCGUCCAGGCCGGCGAUGAAGCCCAAUCGUGGAAGAUCGGAGAUCGCGUCGGGGUGUUAAACUUCAAAAAUGCCUGCUCGAAGUGUCCGGACUGCGUAUCCACGCAGAAGCGAUAUGGAACCUUGGAUGCGCGCUUCUGUCGUCAUCGCGAAACGGCUGGGUUUUACCAUGAUGGGGCAUUCGCAGAGUACAUCGUUGCUGAUGCGGCGACGACAAUCGCGCUACCGGAUUCGGUAUCAUUCGAACAGGCCGCACCGCUGCUGUGUGCUGGAGCGACGGUAUACGGGGCUAUCCAAAAGGCCGCUCCCUUCCUGCAACGCGGGGACACGAUCGGUAUCAUCGGAAUUGGUGGCUUAGGUCAACUGGGCGUGCAAUUCGCAACAGCCCUAGGCUAUCGCACUGUUGCCAUCGAUAACCACGACUCCAGUUUGCAAUUAAUCGAUGAUAUGCCGCCAAAGUUACGCCCAGAAGUCCGCGUUAAUUCAACUCGUGUCGACUCCAAGGAGCAAAUCAUGCAGUUCACAAACGAUCAAGGCUUAGCCGCGGCUGUCGUCUGUACAGAUCCAGUCUCAGUAACAGGAUGGAGUCUGGAACUACUGCGCAUCGGAGGAAUCUUGGUUCCGCUGGGUCUGCCCCCGGACAAGUGGCAGUUCGACUCGCAGACACUGCUGUUUCGGGAGUUGGUUGUCCGCGGAAACUAUGUGGCUGGGAGACAAGAGGUCGAGGAAAUGAUGCAGCUCGUUGCAAAACAGGACAUCAAGUCGCAGUUGACCGUUGUACAGCGAGAGGACAUUCCUAACAUUCCGGACAUGUACAAGAAACGAGCUUUCCGGGGGCGUUUAGUCGUCCAGUGUCAAUAGUUAGCAUUGCCAUGGAGC